AUGGAUACCCCUCCUCUCGACACGGUCUCCUUCGACCAUGCCUCCCUCCAGACCACGACCAACGACCCAGAGCCCGCCCCCGAGGUCCUGCUCACCCGCGGUUACCAAAAACGCUCCCUCGCCGCCCUCGAACCAGAGUUCGUCGACAACAACGAUCCCAACGCCAUGGCCCCAAGCAGCGCCGUCCUCCAGUCGGACUAUCUCAUCAUGGACGACUCCCACAACCUCGAGGACAAGGUCGACAUGUCCGACAGAGUCCCCCUCGCGACAGCCCCUACUUCGCCACCUGCACCCAAGCGGGUCCGAUAUGCCUCUGGUGCCUCAGAGAACGAACCUACAGCCUCGGACUACUCUCAGCUGGAACCGGUCAUCCAACCAGAGAGCAACAGCAGCAACAUCAACAACAACAACAAUAACAACAACAAUCGGCCACCGAGUCGAGCACGGCCACAGUCUCACUCGCCACCGAGGUCGAGGUCGAGGUCCGGGUCCAGAUCACGUUCCAUGACCAGGAGAAGGUCUAUCGCGGAUCUGAUCCCGCACACGAGUCAAUGUGCCCCCGUGUACAUGGACGAGCCUGAGGCAAAGACCAUAUAUGGAGAGCCCGUGGAUUCGUCCUCGGCCGCACUGGCCAUCGAUAUUUCGGAUGAGGAACAUUCACCCACGCCCGCGCUCUCCUCCAAGUAUCCGGGGUCGGCCGCGGUCUAUACGGAGAGCUCCCUAAAGCCCAAAUCUUCAAAGGCCAUGGAAGGCAUCGCCAUGGACGUCGAUAGGCGCAGUGGUGAUAGCAUCAGCCCCCUCCGGGAAAGCAAAAGGAGCAACAACAGCAAUCACCAUCCCACUCACCCCGAGCACCCAUCCUCCUCCAGAUCGUCCUCGCUCUUCAUAUCCUCACCCCACAGCGGCGCCUCCCAAAGACGAAACAGUGUCGCCACCAACACCGCCAACACCACCAACACCACCAACACCACCAACACCACCAACACUACCAACACUACCAACACCACCAAUCCCGCCGCCGCCAAGAAGGGCGUCCAACGACCCGUCAAGAUCCAAUUCCUCGACAACGCGGAAUCUGAAAAGAUCAGAGAAGAAGCCCGUCGUGCCUCCACCUCCGACCAAGGCUCUGCUACGCUCGGACAGGAUCAGCAGGACGCUAUUGACAGCGAAGAGGAUGAUUCCGAUGAGCGGGUGCUACGUGGCGGCAAUUCAGAUAACGAGAGCGAUGUCGCCCUACCAAAGGAGGAUCCUAUAGUGCAUGAUUGGGAUGAGGAGGAACUCGAGGAUGAGGAUAGCAGCUUCGGCAAUCUCAGCUCCAUGUCCCCCAGCGGGACCUCCACACCACUUCCACGACUGCCUGAGGAAGCCUCGAAACGAAGACGUUCGAUCGCGGAAGAUAUCCGAAGAGCGGCCGAUGAGACCUCGGGUUCGGACCGACGUUCAUCCAGAUCCAAGCGAUCGUCCUCAAGAAGCGAUCGUGAUGCAGGUGCAGGAAAGGGCCGGGACGAGGACGAUGGUGAUGAUGAUGAUUGGGACCCUUUGUUGGAUCCAGAGAGGGAGAUUGCGGCCAUGAGUGAGGACCAGGAGGCGGAUCUGCACAACAUCCAUCUGAGACUUGAGAACCAACGGGACUUCCAGGACGCUGCAAGCUUGGAUCUGGGUGAAGGCGAUGCACAGGCGAUCAACGAGGAUGGGCGGUACGGUGGUACGAUCGAGGCCGACGAUGAAGGCGAGGAUUAUUGGGAAAACCGCUGA
Gamsiella multidivaricata is the source of this 1755-nucleotide messenger RNA. RefSeq lists its product as uncharacterized. The record is from RefSeq and is a predicted model, not a curated record. The coding region runs from base 1 to 1755 and encodes 584 amino acids. Lineage: Eukaryota; Fungi; Mortierellomycota; Mortierellomycetes; Mortierellales; Mortierellaceae. The transcript has 2 exons.